AUGAGCGUCGAGAACCUCCCGUUGCAGCUGCCGCUGAUUCGGAUCCACUCCUGCCCGGCAGACCACCUCCCAUGGCGUAUUCUCGAGCACGCAAACUGCUUUAGCCUUCGCUUUUUGUUCACCGUUUGCUGCUGCGCAUGGCGGCCGUUAAAUACCGUGGCGAAGAUCGGCGACGCGGCGUGCGGGUUUCUUCUCGCGCCACUUUCAUUGUAUAAAAAUAACAGCGUUGAGGGGGAAAGAGGGCAGCAUGCCCUGCUCCGGGUCUUGAAUACUCUGCUGCGGGAGCUGCUGGCGCCUUCCGCCCGCGGCCUCCUCGCGGCCCUCCCCGGUCGAAUACGAAGCCCGCGCAAAAUCCAUGACCAGCGGGAAAAAAAAGAUGAAAAAUUAGAAAUCAAGGCGAGGGAAGCUCUCUUCACGAGCUAUAGCCUCUCGCCGGAGGGUUCACUUCGGCGGAUCCCGGCGGAGGCUCUACGGGUUUUGAUCGGCCUUUCCACUGCGGCCGGCUCCACGCUGUGGAAAGAGGCGACCGAUUGA
Phytomonas sp. Hart1 is the source of this 534-nucleotide messenger RNA. NCBI's taxonomy places the organism in Eukaryota, Euglenozoa, Kinetoplastea, Trypanosomatida, Trypanosomatidae. The record is from the annotation of a GenBank genome assembly.